Molecule: messenger RNA, 1068 nt
Organism: Coniophora puteana RWD-64-598 SS2
Lineage: Eukaryota; Fungi; Basidiomycota; Agaricomycetes; Boletales; Coniophoraceae
Exons: 4
Coding region: 1-1068 (355 amino acids)
Source: RefSeq, a predicted model, not a curated record
AUGUCUACCGCUUUUGUCGUUGGUUUGUUCAGCCUCGUCAAUGGCGAUCGUCGGGCGGAGCAGAAUGGAAGUACCCAGACAUUUUACUGCUUCUAUGAGACAGCGUUUCGCUACAGCAACGGAUCCGACGCUUCUCCUGCUCAGCUUCGAGUAUACAGUCCUUUGGGUGGCUUGACCCUCCCCGACGAUACUCUCGCUUUUGUGGUCGCAAAGGCGUACUUUGAUCGCGAGGGCCCAAUCCUUUUAGAUGCUCAGCCACAGCAGUUUUAUGCUUUCCCAGGCGAUCCCUCGGAAGAAGCGUAUUACGAUCAUGUUCCUGAAUUCGACUUCCCUCUUCUUUUUGCAGUGGGGCGUGUAAACGCUCCGUCCACCAUUGACUCUCUUCUUCCGCCGUUGCAACGUUUCGAUAUCGCUGUGUCGGAGUACGUGAGAAAUACGGUGCAGCACAGCAAAGCAGAAAUGGUAUUCAACAGCUCAACUUCACGCUGGUCCCAUACGCCUACUCCUGCUGUUAAUAGCAGUGUUGGUGUGCUAGGAAUGAGCGCGGCAAAAACAUCCGAUGGAUAUAUUCAGUUUGAGUUGCUUUCACUUGCCCUAAACGUUGCGAACAACGUUUCCGUUGGUGGAUCAGGAAGUUUAGCCGCGCGGACUGUCACUGUGAAUCCGGCCGCCAACACGCCGUCGAAGAAAGAUCGCUUCUCCGCCCGUGUUAGUGGUACGAAGAGCGCGACCGUGAAUGAAGUGCCGGACUUAGAACCAACCAAUCGUUCUCGUGAGAAGAAGAAAGUUGUCACAGAAGAACAUGACGUUGGGGGUGGUCGAAAUACUCCAUCGGCGUCGACUUCGAGACUUCCACCCGAGGCGUAUCAUCCUCAGACCCCCGGUUUGUACGAAAGCGAGGCGACUUCAACGGCAACAUCGACGUCAGAGUCAAUUUUAGCACAGUUAGAACCUGAACAGUUGAGAGCCAUGGUGGCGAUGUUGCCGCCAAAGACUGGUGAUAGCGAAAAUCGGCGAUCUCCCUCGCCUGCAGGACGUGGGAAGCGACCUCGUAAGUCUAAGAAGUAG